UUAAUCGCGAAAUGGUCGGCGGGAGUAGGAAAAAAACACAACGAAUCUUCUUCCCCGCCUGCACCACGAACCCUAGUCGGUCCUCGCGACCCAGACGACGCGUCCGAUUGUUUCGUGCGUUCUAUUAGCUUCCCUCAAGCCAGUAUUUUUUUAUUGGGACACUAUGAGCUCCAAUGGUGUCACAAGGCGGAUUCCGAAGAGGCAGCGGACUAUGAAGCCCCAUUCACAGCUUCUGGACCUGAACUCGGCCCCAGCUGAAGGGGCUGGUGAGGGGAGUUUACCUUCUGGGAGCAUGCCUGUCUCACACAGCCAGGCUUCCAGCAGUAUGCCACCUGCUGCUAAUGGGCUACACAUUGGCAUGCAUAGUUUUCCCAUUGAUGUAGAAGCCAUCGAUGAUGAUGUUGUGAUCUAUCCUUCAAGAUCACUCCCUCAUGCAAGACAACAGUCGACCAGGAUGGAACACAUUACUGUGAUAAUUGAUGACGAUUCUGAAACAAACCCUGGACCAGCAGGGGACGCUCUUGAUGAGCAUGUGAACACACUUCUGUCUCUCGGCAUAAACCGUAGGCAUGAGCUUCCGAGAGCAUCCAACAACUGCCCUGUAAUAAGUUUACUGGACACACCUGAAGUCAUUAGCAUCAAGCCAAUGCUGAUCCAGGCACCCCCUGAACCUGUGAAGGAGGUAACGAAGGAACCAAAGUUCACUUGCCCAGUCUGCAUGAAUGAGCUGACGGACGCGUCAUCCACCAUCUGCGGUCACAUUUUCUGCAAGAAAUGCAUCGAGGCUUCCAUUCAGGCUCAGAAGAAGUGCCCUACCUGCCGGAGGAAGCUCAACAAGAGCAACUACCACCGGGUGUACCUCCCGACGACGGAGUAAAACCGCUUCGGUCAUUUUGCUAUCAGUUCUGCAGCACCUGACCUCCGCAUUGGCCCUAUGGCGAUUGUAUGUUGAACUACCGUAGGCAUAGAGUAUUCCAACAAUUUAACAAGUGAUUUUGGCGUCGGCAUUUGAGACAUCGUACCAAGCUGCAUCAUCAGUAAAGUAUACCCAGCAUUCCCUA
Phragmites australis (common reed) is the source of this 1061-nucleotide messenger RNA. RefSeq lists its product as uncharacterized. The record is from RefSeq and is a predicted model, not a curated record. Lineage: Eukaryota; Viridiplantae; Streptophyta; Magnoliopsida; Poales; Poaceae. Bases 164 to 877 code for a protein of 237 amino acids. The transcript has 5 exons.